Gavialis gangeticus (Gharial) is the source of this 2694-nucleotide messenger RNA. RefSeq names its product POU class 1 homeobox 1 (gene POU1F1). Gene Ontology annotation, molecular function: DNA-binding transcription factor activity, RNA polymerase II-specific; RNA polymerase II cis-regulatory region sequence-specific DNA binding. Gene Ontology annotation, biological process: regulation of transcription by RNA polymerase II. NCBI's taxonomy places the organism in Eukaryota, Metazoa, Chordata, Crocodylia, Gavialidae. The transcript is spliced from 7 exons. The coding region runs from base 1 to 1092 and encodes 363 amino acids. The record is from RefSeq and is a predicted model, not a curated record.
AUGAGUUGUCAAGCAUUUACUUCAUCUGACACCUUUGUACCCUUGAAUUCGGACUCUUCUGCUGCUCUGCCACUGAUGAUGCAUCAUAGUGCUGCAGAGUGCUUGCCAGUCUCCAGCCAUGCCACUAAUGUCGUGUCUACAGUCCCAUCUAUUUUGUCUUUGAUCCAAACUCCUAAAUCUUCACAUUUAUGCUUCUCCAUGACGACUUUGGGAAACACACCGGCAGGUCUUCAUUAUUCAGUCCCUUCUUGUCAUUAUGGAAACCAACAGACUACCUAUGGAGUAAUGGCAGGCAUCAAGCCUGCAACUCCAGAGAUGUUAUCAGCAAGUCUCUCCCAGAGUCGAAUUUUACAGACAUGCAGCAUGCCCCAUCCCAAUGUGGUAAAUGGAGUUGGCACUCUACAAAGCAACUUGACUCCUUGCCUUUAUAAAUUCCCUGAACAUGCCCUGAGUGCCAGUUCCUGUGCUCUGAGCCAUGGCUUCACACCCAUGCACCAGACUAUUCUUGGAGACGAUCCAACCGCUACUGACUUCAAGCAGGAAUUCCGUAGAAAACCCAAGUCUGUUGAAGAGCCAAUAGAUAUGGAUUCCCCUGAAAUCAGGGAGCUGGAGAAGUUUGCUAAUGAGUUCAAACUCAGGAGAAUUAAACUGGGCUAUACCCAAACAAAUGUUGGAGAAGCCCUGGCUGCUGUGCAUGGCUCUGAAUUCAGUCAAACUACUAUCUGCCGAUUUGAAAAUUUGCAGCUGAGCUUCAAGAAUGCCUGCAAACUGAAAUCAAUAUUGUCCAAGUGGCUGGAGGAAGCAGAACAAGUAGGAGCUUUGUACAAUGAAAAGGUCGGAGUGAAUGAGCGAAAAAGGAAGCGCAGAACUACCAUAAGCAUUGCUGCAAAAGAAGCUCUAGAGAGACACUUUGGAGAACAAAGUAAACCUUCUUCUCAAGAGAUCAUGAGGAUGGCUGAAGGACUCAAUCUUGAGAAGGAAGUUGUCAGAGUUUGGUUUUGCAAUCGACGACAGAGGGAAAAAAGAGUGAAGACAAGCUUACACCAGAACACCUUUAACGCUAUUAUCAAGGAACAUCAUGAGUGCCGGUAAAGCUUCCUUGUGCAUAGUUACUGAUUGUGGGGGGGGAAGGGUCUCUAGGAUUUUUAAAUUAUUAUUUUUUAAAGAAAUACUUUAUCUGAAAAAUGGAGUGGCAAACCAUUUGAUCCCUUUAAAAAUCAGUAAAUUUCAGCUAUAAAAUACAGUUGUUGCUUUUAGUGGGUUAAAAAGGAUGAAAAUAUUUUUAAGGCACUGUAUGUAUUUGUGGAUGGGAAGCCAUUGCUUAGUCAAAAGUAAUUUAAUAGGUAUGACUUGGUUAUAAAUGUCUGACAAACUGCACCAUAAGUACUUUUCAUGUACUGUGUCUUUCUGUAUUAAUACUGACUGGUUAGUAUUUAUUUUAAAUUUGAAGCUCUGGAACCAAAACCUUUGUAUUAAAUACAAGAAAAGGUUACUUACUGUAGCUUUUGAGAGAAUGUUGACUCUGACUAUUCACAUCUGUGUAAUUUGCCACCCUCCAAUGGCAGUCAUCUUUGAGGACCUUCCAGGAAAGCCAAAACUAUUGGGACCACAAAAAGAGCUGUUUUGCAGCACAAGACAUUGAGAGCCAAGUUGUUUCCUCCCUUAGUGUUUUUUGCACUAAAAAACUGCAACAUCGCCAUGGGGUUAGAACUCUGAAGAACAUAACAAGUGAACAGGUAGUUUAGAUUAGAUAAUAGUGGCAACAUUACUGCAGAACUAGUUACACCAGUCUGUCUUCUUCAGAGUGGCCCCUGCAUAUUCCAUUUUUGGGAAUCUAGCUGGCAAUAUUGAAUGUUGAGGGAUUGUACUUAAAGAGAUCUUCUAAGAACAGGAUUUCCAGAGUGAGGAUGAACUGUAGUUGCUGAAUCAAAGAACACAGGAAACAGCUGUGAAUAUUACUAGGAUGGAGACAUUAUAGAAGCAUGCUGUGACUACAACCUUAAGUGUAGCAGAAUGUAUUUUAAGACACCUCAAGUACUGACAUUUUAGCUAGCGCGUGAUAUAUCCCAAUCCACAGUCUAAUCCGCUUGGACUGGUUCUGAGUGAAAAUUAGUCCCAAAUGCUAAGAAGCAUCUUGCUGCUUUAUAAAUGCCUUAAAUCUAGGUACAUCAAAACUUUAAUUUAUGGUAUACUCGAACUGGGAAUAUGGUGCUUCGCUUUUACUCUGUUGAGAAUGUGCCUUAGAAAAAAAGCCUAGGGAGAUGGUCGUGUCAGGCUUCUCUAUGCAUACAUCUGUUCCUGAUCAGCUCUGCGUGUGGAAUAAGUUAAAUAGGAAGGUGGCAUGCUUACUCUAGAAUAAAAUUGUCCACACAUGGAGAUAUUCAGGAACAGCUUUUGUACUUUGAUUCAUACUUUCUAUUAAUCCAUAUUAGUUUUCAAGUGAAGACAAGCCUGUAUAGCCAUCUUCUGGUCUACAGCCAAAAUGGUGUCAUAACUCCAUCUCCUUGGAGGCAAGGGAGUGUAGGAAACUGAAACAAUGACAACAGCACUUAACAGUAACAGAUAGUCAUGCAAUCUCUUUAACAUGGCUCUCAUUAAUUAGCAUUACAAGAAGUAAUGUUUGUACAUUUCAAGCUUAGUGUUUUCCCAAGACUCAAAUUAAAGGAACAAACAUACAUGGUAAGAUAAAAUUUA